ACUGUGUUGGUAUACAGUGGAUUGGUUUCGUACUAGCAGCGUAUGGUGUGGGUGGUGUAUUCUCUUCAGUAUUUACUGGACGCAUAGUUAGAUUCAUACCACAGUUCGUUGUAGCUUAUGCUGCCCUGAGUCUCUCAUUUGCUCUAGUGAUGAUCCUCCUGUUCUGGGAGAGACAGCCUAACUUUGUGUUUCUCUUUGGGUUUCCUAUCGGAUGGGGAAUAUGCGAGAGUGUCUACAACUCAAUAUCUCCAGCACUACUAAGCCAGUGGUUUCACGAAAAAGAGCAUGAGGCUGCACUCAGUCUGCUACAAGUCUCCAUCGCAAUUGGAUUUAUAAUUAGCUUCGUGGGUGGGAUAUACCUAAACACAGAAACUAGAUUAUGGAUAAUAACAGCCUUCAUACUAUUGUCUUCCAUCACGUACACGCUUGUGUUCUUCCUUACAAGCUGUAACAAGCAGCAACUCCUACCAUGCAUUUAUGGAGGGGAGGUAGAUGAGAGAGAGAGUGGAUCAGAGCAAAGAGAGGAAGAAGAUGUCAUACAGGACUAUGAGGUGACUGAUAAUGGCUCUCCUUGGAACAGGUUUAAUCCAUUGAGUACCAGGCCUAGUAUAACUGUUAGAGACUCGCAUGAAAUCGAAGAGAAGAAGGAAAUUGAGGCAAGAGAAGAUGAAGAGGGGAUGAGAAAUGGCUUGUCACGUUUGAGAAAUUUCAAACAAUCCAGUGUGUAAAUAAACAUUUUUUUUUGGAAAAUCAAUUUUCUAUGUAAUUUGUUAAUUAAUACUUAAAGUUAUUUUCACUUUGUCACUUGUUGAUAAAGAAACUUUGUAUGAUUAUAAUAAUUAAUAUUUAUUUGCAAUUUCAAUAGUAAUAAGUUAUA
This is a messenger RNA of Amphimedon queenslandica, 877 nucleotides long. RefSeq lists its product as uncharacterized. The transcript is spliced from 2 exons. Gene Ontology annotation, biological process: transmembrane transport. Gene Ontology annotation, molecular function: transmembrane transporter activity. The record is from RefSeq and is a predicted model, not a curated record. Bases 150 to 728 code for a protein of 192 amino acids. Lineage: Eukaryota; Metazoa; Porifera; Demospongiae; Haplosclerida; Niphatidae.